This is a messenger RNA of Bufo gargarizans (Asiatic toad), 1743 nucleotides long. RefSeq names its product C1q and TNF related 8 (gene C1QTNF8). Lineage: Eukaryota; Metazoa; Chordata; Amphibia; Anura; Bufonidae. The transcript has 8 exons. Bases 751 to 1581 code for a protein of 276 amino acids. Gene Ontology annotation, molecular function: protein binding. The record is from RefSeq and is a predicted model, not a curated record.
UUGCAGGAGCGGCCGGAUGUCCCAAGUGACCUCGUGUGGAGAUACCGCCCCCGGCCAGUCCUAUCAGCAACAUUUUUGUGGAAUUAAGGAAUUGUGUUCCAGACGUCUGUGGGAACAAGGCCUGAAAAUCUUCUCCUGGUCCUCAGGACCUUUGACAUUUCUCGAUCUGGAAUCUGAUUGGCUGCUAUGGCAACUUCUUCCCCUCUCCCCUCCAAUCUCUGUGUCCUGACAUGGCAGCCAUCUUCUUCUAGUCUCCUCAACAUCCACCAUCAAAACAUCCACCAAAGAAGAUCUGAUUUCAAGGAGGACUCUGCAAUGUGUCUUCAGGAAUCUCUGCCAGACGAAUCCUAAGUUCCUGGAGAAACCGGAGCAGCGGACAAGGGGGGGCAAAAAUCUCUGACAUACCCUGCAGAGGAGUAAAAGGAACAAGGCGAACGGCAAACACAAGACAGGAUCAGCACAUGAAAAGAGCGGGGGGUCUCCAAACCGAGGAAGACACACGUCAAAGCGGAGAGGAUAAUCUCCUGGCUUGCCAUGGUGGCAAUGCCUUAAAGGGCCCGGCAAGAGUAGAUGAUGUUCCGGCUGUCUUCAAAGGCCUCAAUGAAAAGCAGAUGAGAUCUGAAGGAAAUUGUCCUCCAGCGGCAUGGUUUGGAUGGUGAUUGAACUCACACAGCCUACUCUUGUUAGUGAACACACAGCUGCCCCAGGGCAAAUGGCUGCUUCAUUAGAAACUAAAAGUUGGAUUCUAAUAUGAAAGGCCGAGGAGCCAUCCUCAUCUGUGCACACUAUCAUGGCAAAGCCAAAAUGACCAUGAUGCAUCUCCCGGUGGUCGUCAUCUUGGCAUCUGUUGUGUCUGUUGAUGCUGCAGCACCAAGAACAUUUCUAUGGCAGGAAGUCGGCAAUCCCUCAUGCGUUCGCUGUUGUGAAGCCUCAGAGGAACCUGCAGAGCCCCCCAAGAAGAGCAGAAUGAAGGAAUAUGUUGUCUACCCUAUGCCAAGAGUCCAGCCUCGUAUAGAGAUGACUAUUCUAAAAGGUGAAAAGGGUGAAAUGGGUGGAAAAGGGCCUCCAGGAGUCUCAGGAAAGGAAGGGGAACGAGGAUCACUGGGACCACAAGGCUUCAAGGGUCAAAAGGGUCAAACGGGUCCAUCAGGGAAUUCAUGCAAGAUCCAAUAUGCAGCAUUUUCCGUGGCCCGUCGUAAAUCCAUACACAGUACUGAAUAUUUCCAAAAUGUUGUAUUCGACACAACGUUCGUGAACUUGUACGAGCACUUCAACAUGUUCUCGGGAACCUUCGUCUGCUACAUUCCUGGGAUCUAUUUCUUUAACCUUAAUGUACAUACAUGGAACUUAAAGGAGACCUAUCUACAUAUCAUGAAGAACAGUGAAGAGAUGGCCAUUUUGUACGCACAACCCAGUGACCGCAGUAUUAUGCAGAGUCAAAGUCUUAUGCUCCAUCUGAAGGACAGGGAUGAGGUCUGGGUGCGGAUGUUCAAAAGGGAAAGAGAGAACGCAUUAUAUAAUGAUGAGACUGAUGUCUACAUUAUUUUUAAUGGCUACCUGGUCAAGGCAAUGGAUGACUAAGUAUUUAUAACCCGCUGCACCCAAAGUACCAUAAGCCUCCAUGUUGGGAGAGACCCAAAGACCAAAAUUUGUACUCAAAGUCUGAAUCUUGAGUAAUAUUAUCUUCCAAAUAAAUGCUCUUAUUGAGACACUUGUAAAGUAAUAAAUAUGUUAUCAAAAUUA